CUAUCUCAUCUUGUUGAAUUGGCAAUCAAAAGUACUGCCAACACCGCAGGGCUGAGCUUGGCUCUGGACAACACUAUGCAGAUGUUCCGUGACGGUUUGGAAAAUUUUCUGAUCACAGCCGCCCAGGAAGUGCCGAGCAAUUUCAGCGUUUACGUCGACCAAUUCCGGCGCAAUUUGAUCGCGCCACACAUUCUGGCGUUGAGCAUCCAGGCUUUCGACAUUUUCACUCCUUUAGCUCGUGACGGACGGCUCUACUUCGUGCCCAGCAGGAGCAAUACCCCACUCGUUCCAGGAGUGCCGUACCGUAACGCUCGGACGUGGAUGACCGAUACCCUGCAGUCGGUGUACAGCCGAACGCAAUCCUACCGAGCCAAGGUGGAAGAACGGACACUCCAAAUCAUCGACGGCUGGAAUAAUGGAACUUUUCAACUGGAAUCAACUGCCACCAGUUUGAUAUUCGUCUUUUAUCAUCUCGACGAUGGAUUGAGCAUGACGGCGUUAACGAGAGGAACUUUGCUCAGCCCUUUAAACGGAGAGUGCCCGAUUGUUCGACUCGGCACAUUCGCCCUGUACACGGCAAAUUGUGGCAACAUCAUUUUCGAGAAAGGCACCUGGUCUUAUUUCAUCGACGUCAUGGGCUCAAGCACAGUUCGCCUGGACACAUUCUUUUCUAGUGAUUCCGUCAGUCCAGUUAGAGUGAAAACGUGGACGAAUUCGAUUGAAAAUAAACAAAUCGAUUGGAGGAGCCAGCGGGUCGUCAUCUACGCUCUGGCGACCCAGCAGGAAAAGGCCGUCAGCGGUUUGAAUCUCUUGGCCCACAUCUCCGUCUGA
This is a messenger RNA of Daphnia pulex (common water flea), 831 nucleotides long. RefSeq lists its product as uncharacterized. The record is from RefSeq and is a predicted model, not a curated record. Lineage: Eukaryota; Metazoa; Arthropoda; Branchiopoda; Diplostraca; Daphniidae. The coding region runs from base 76 to 831 and encodes 251 amino acids. The transcript has 5 exons.